GCCCAAACCAUUGUGGGAUUCCGCGAUCCACCCUCACCCAUGUGAUGCCAACACUGAUGCUCAGGGUGGCAUCAGAGCUCGGCUCUGUCCUGGCAGCCCGGACCUUCCCACGACCCAGCUCCUAUUCCAAGGGCUCGUCCAUCUAUUUAAAGCACACGGAGAAGGGGAAAAAUGCACUGGGAGCAGCGUCGCGCGUGCGCGGGGGAGACGGCGCCAAAUAUUCCGUCUGCUUUAGAGGCCGAUGGCCAGGGAUCCCACGGCUCCUCAGUCCGGUUGUUUUCCUUCCCCGUUUUAGCAAGACGUGCCUGCAAACUCUCGGACCCUAUUAGGGGUUAGAAAACCGUCUGCCGGGUUGAGGGAGUAAAUCAAGCCCUUGAAAAACAGCAGCCAAAAAAAAAAAAAAAAAAAAAAAAGCAGGAGCGGGGCGAGUUUUUCCCGUAGAAAAGCGUCACCAGCCAGAGCAGCCGAAACUUUGGGAUGGGAGCUCGGAGCCGGCCGUGCCGGGGGGAAGGGGAAGACAGCGAGGGACCAACAAACAACCGGGAGCCGAACCACGCUACAGGAAGCCGUGGCCUCCGGUGAUAAAUAGGAGACCCGGGAGCACAGGAUGCGCGUAGGGUGAGCUCGGCGGGAUGAGGGGAUGUGAGCCGGCGUUGCCGAGUCCCUGUGUCCGUGUGUCCGUCCGUCCAGCCGGAGGGAUGGCCUGGAUGCUGCUGCUGCUGCUGUUGGCGCUGGCGGUGCCGGGCUCUGGCGGGCAGGAGGCGGAGGUGGUGUGCGCCGACAGCGCCUGCUACACCCUGCACCGGGAUGAGCUGGACUGGAAGGGCGCCCAGGAGCGCUGCCGGCACAACGGCGGCAACCUGGCCAGCGUGGGCAGCCCCGGCGAGGCCGCGCGGCUGCGGGAGCUGCUGGAGGCGGCCGGGGGGCACGGCCCGGCCUGGAUCGGGCUGUGGCUGCAGCGGGGGCACUGCGUCCAGCCGCAGGAGCCGCUGCGGGGAUUCUCCUGGGUGGCCGGAGGGACGCCCGGCAACUUCUCGGCGUGGGCGUCGGAGCCGUCGAUGACCUGCACGAGCGCCCGCUGUGCCAGCCUGCGGCCCCACGGCCCCCACGGCCCCGCCGGCUGGGCCGACCGGCCCUGCCGCCUCCCGCUGCCCGCCUUCCUCUGCAAGUUCAGCUUCCAGGGAAUGUGCGGCCUCCUGCCGCUGGCCGGGCCCGGCCGGGUCACCUACGGCACCCCCUUCGGGGUGCGCAGCUCCCGGCUGGCGGCCGCGCCCUUCGGCACCUUGGCGGAGGUGGAUUGCGAGGGGGGCCAGAGCCCGGCCUUCGCCCUCUGCAAGGGGACGCUGGACGGGGGGGGCUUCGCCUGGGACCCCCCCGGGCCCCUGUGCCCCGUGGCCUGCGCCCACCGCAACGGGGGCUGCCAGCACCGCUGCCUGGAGGUGCCCGGGGAGCCCCCGCGCUGCUCCUGCCACGCCGGCUACUCCCUGGCCGCUGACAUGGCCUCCUGCGUGCCCGAGGAUUCCUGCCAUCCCAACCCCUGCCAGGGCACCUGCCGGGCCCACCUGGGUGGCUUCGAGUGCGGCUGCGAGGCCGGAUACACCCUGGCCCCCGACGGCCGGAGCUGCCUGGAUGUGGAUGAGUGCCUGUCCGGGCCGUGCCAGCACCAGUGCCACAACACCCCCGGCUCCUUCCGCUGCGCCUGCCGGCCCGGCUACCAGCGCCAGCCGGGCGGCGAUUCCUGCCUGGAUGUGGAUGAGUGCCUGCGGGAUCCCUGCCCCGGGCCCUGCCGCAACUUGCCCGGGGGCUACGAGUGCGUGUGCCCGCCCGGCUUCCUCCCGGAGGAGGAGAGACCCGGCUGCCGCGCCGCAGCCACCGCCGGAGAGGAGCCCGCCGAGGAGGUCCCCGACGGCCCGGAGGGCACCGCGAGCAUCCCAGCGAGCACGGGCGCCCCGUGGACCGCGAGAACCCCGCGGAGCACGGGCGCCCCGCGGACCACGAGCAUCCCGCGGACUCCGGGAGUGCCCGCCGGGGUGACGCCGGUGGCCCCCACGGCGGAGGGAGCGGCCCCCGGCCCCGACGAGCACAGCGCCGACGGCCCGCGGCUGCUCCUCUAUUACAUCCUGGGAAGCCUGGUGGCCAUCCUGCUCCUGCUGGCCUUCGCCCUGGCCCUCGUGGCUUGCAGGAGGAGGGCCGCCAAGAAGGAGAAGCGGCCGGCCAAGAGCGCGGCGGAUAAUUAUUGCUGGGUGCCCGAGCAGCCCGAGAGCCGCGGGCAGGGCGGGGAGCGCAGGUAGGAGGGAGGCGGGGAGCGCGGGGGGGUCGAAAGUGGAAAUAAAAGGGAGGGGGGAUGCUGUGUGUUCAGUGUGAGUCCGUGCGGUGCUGUCCUGCCGCUCCAAGGGAAGAGUUAACCGGGGGGAGGAGGAGGAAUGGGGUGGGAUUUGCCUGCCAGGGCUUCUCCUCGACUCUUCGGGACCUCGCCGUGCUCCAAAAAGGCAAAUUAACAGCUGUGGUUCGGACUCCUAAAGGAAAACAGUUCGUUUCAAGUUCUCCUGCAGCCCUUCCCCACCCUGUCCUUUGCCAUCCCCAAAGCAUUGUUCCCCCCCCCCUUCCACUCACGGCUGCAUUCCACCCUUGGAUUUGCUUUGUUCUCUUGGAAAAGGGCUUGAAAUUCGGAUGUGUCUCACGGGGAGGUGAGAACUGGCCCCUGCAGACACAAACAGGGUGGGUUUGAAUGUUUUAUUUUGGGGUUUUUAUUAAAAAUCUGUCACCUCAGCACUGGGAAAACUGCUCAGCAAGGGGCCAAGGCAGCACCUGUACUGCUAAAAAAGGUAGGAAAAGCUGUGUUUGGAAGAGCCACCUACCCAUUUCCAGUGUAUCCUGCCUAAGUCCACUUGCAAAACACAGCAAACAAUGCUCUCCUUCGCAGCAACCGGAUGGGAGGCCGGACUUUUCCUGUUGGAUUAUUCUUUUUGGGUAGGAUCCCUUUCCUGGCUGCUUGGGCUCCGGGCUGAGCGUGUUUUCCCUCCCUCCCUGCAUAAGGAGCACGCUGGAUGUUGGAUAUCUGCUCUUUGUUAUGUGUCAAACUUGUAACUCCACCACAGCAAAUGCUUUCUCAGGGCACAGGUGCUCCCCAGGUACUUCCCCAGCUCCGUGGAGCCCCUCCUGACAACCAAGCCUCUUCCCAGCCGUUUCAUCAGGAAUCCUUCCCAAAAUCCCGAGGGGCACAGGGACCUGCUUCCCAUCCCAUCCCAUCCCAGCAGUGUUCCUUCCUGGUUUAUCCGUGCUCUGCGGGGGCAAAAAGGUGCUAGAAAAGAACAGACAUGUGAUUUUAAGGGUACAGCAGCUUCCUGAAGUUUCUGCUGGGUUCAUUGUCCUUGAGGCUUAAUUGCUCCAGGAGUGGGAAUUGAACACAAAGGAGUUUGCAGUAGGCAGCGACCUGCAUCCUGUUCUUCCAAGCAUGGAGGAAAACCCUUUCCUGCUGUUAUUUUUUUUCGUCUUUGGGGCUCCAUUGUGAGAUGAAAACACAGCACAGGAAAAAUGUAGCUGAUAGGAAUGUUUUCCAUGUUCUGUCUGUGCUUUCUUUUCUCUGCACGGGCGGCUGGAGAAGGGGGAGAAGGCAGCGGUGGGAUUCUUAGAAAUCCUACAGAAAAUCCCUCCCCUGUCUGUGUUCUCCAAGCCAGGCACCGAACAAAUUAGGCAGAUUAAUUACCCCAUCAAAAUCAGGGAGACAGCCAACAUACAUCAAAUCAUGCCGACUCGGGGAUCUGUGGGAAAAGACAGCCUUAAUUUUUAUUGAGGUGUCCACGAAUUGUUGGCUAUAGCAGCAUAAACAAGAGAAAAGGAAGCACAGGGGUGGGACCAGAGCUGGUACAAACCCGAGGUGUGUUAUUUAUUCCAGAAAAAACGGUAAUCCCGAUUCCUGUUACGACCUCUGUGUAUUCCAGUGGAAUACAGAGGAGGGUCCGGCCUUGGGAAGACACUGAUUUGUGCUGGGCUUUAGUCUGGGUUCUCUCUGGUGGACUAUUCCCUGAUGUGCAAUUCCACACCUGGAUGAUCUCACGGCUCCCUUUCUUCCUGCCACAAACCCAGCAGGACCAUUUUGGAUCCGUGUGCUCCUUAGGGAGUUGUCCAGGGACCAGUGAAUCCCACGGGAAAAGCUAAUAGGAAUGGGACUGGAUAGUUUGGGGCCCUGUCUUACAGAGGAUACAGGACAUUCAUCCUGGUCCAAGGUUUUUUUUCUCAUGGAGGUGAGUGUUUUAUUUUCCUGGGCUGGAAUCAAACACUUGGACUCAAAGGAUAAGGUUUUCCCACCUGUGGAAUAAGGCUGUAAGUUGCUUUCCAGAUGAAACACCAAUAAAACCUGAACAGAAA
Corapipo altera (White-ruffed manakin) is the source of this 4368-nucleotide messenger RNA. RefSeq names its product CD93 molecule (gene CD93). Lineage: Eukaryota; Metazoa; Chordata; Aves; Passeriformes; Pipridae. The record is from RefSeq and is a predicted model, not a curated record. The coding region runs from base 633 to 2291 and encodes 552 amino acids. The transcript has 2 exons. Gene Ontology annotation, biological process: cell migration. Gene Ontology annotation, cellular component: external side of plasma membrane; extracellular matrix. Gene Ontology annotation, molecular function: extracellular matrix binding; calcium ion binding; extracellular matrix protein binding.